AUGGGCACUUUACGAGUGGGAAAAUCAUCUGCCCCGCAUACGCUGAGGUGUGCCCUGUCGUCCCCGACAGCUUUGAUGUCCCCGGGUAUGUUGAGCCACCACCUCGCGAAGUGGCCAGCGGGAGUGACGAACAAGUGGGCGGUGCGGGGGCCAACGACAUUCCUGGUGCGAAACAACCACCACCACCACCACCACCGCUACCGCCCGGGCCAGGAAAUGUCAUCAGCGAAGAUGCGAGACCAAGCAUCAGCACUGGUGGUGCCCAUGAAGAGACGGAAUCGAGUGGUGGCACCCUUCCCUCUCCAGUGGCUUCCNGUCGUCCCCGACAGCUUUGAUGUCCCCGGGUAUGUUGAGCCACCACCUCGCGAAGUGGCCAGCGGGAGUGACGAACAAGUGGGCGGUGCGGGGGCCAACGACAUUCCUGGUUCGAAACAACCACCACCACCACCACCACCGCUACCGCUACCGCCCGGGCCAGGAAAUUUCAUCAGCGAAGAUGCGAGACCAAGCAUCAGCACUGGUGGUGCCCAUGAAGAGACGGAAUCGAGUGGUGGCACCCUUCCCUCUCCAGUGGCUUCCGCGCCGAUCCCGCCUGCCAGCGACACUGUCCAGCGGGAAACCAACGGCAACGACGCUUUUCCCCCGCCUGCCUUGCAGCCUCCCACGCCAUUAUUGGGCGGCGGCGGCGGCGACCGUGCCGACCCCCAUGGGGAAGUGGAAGGUACCGUCCUUUCUGGGCUGAAUUCCUCGCCGUCUCUUGCACCGGCUCCGGCCAAAGCUGAGAGCCACCGGCCGGAGAGCGGAAAUGGCAUUGUCCGUGAUGAGACGGGAUCGGGUCCUGGCGGUCAUGCCUCUUCAGCGGCUCCUGCACCACCUUCGCGUGCAAACGGUGCUGAGCAGCAGGAUGCCGGCGACAACGAGGCUGAAACGAACCAAGACGACGAUGGAAGCGUGGCUUCUGCUGCUGCUCGUCUCGGUGCCCUUGCGGUUCUCGCAGUGGCUGUGGCAGUGGGUGGACCUCUGUGA
Messenger RNA from Trypanosoma grayi, 1026 nucleotides. RefSeq lists its product as hypothetical. The record is from RefSeq and is a predicted model, not a curated record. Bases 1 to 1026 code for a protein of 341 amino acids. Lineage: Eukaryota; Euglenozoa; Kinetoplastea; Trypanosomatida; Trypanosomatidae. The transcript has a single exon.